AAUAAGACAAGAAAAAAGUGAUCGGAGAAUGACAAUGUUGAACAGCAUUUGAAACUUGCACGACUCAACAAUUGGUGUUUUAUUCUCUUAUUACAUGUCAUCUGAAUAUCUCUAUACAGUUCUUCAAACGUUAACAGCUUAGAAAAAUUCAAAAAAAGGAAAAAGAAAGAAAAGAAAAACCACCAUUGAUGGCACUGUCACACUCUACCUCUGCCUUAGCAACCGUAGUUACACUUUCAUCGCCGAGAAGCAAACCUCUGAAACUGAAACCCGUCGCUGUUUUCUCCUUCACAAAGGUACCAUUUUUCACGAAGCAAACAAGACCCAGAAGCAGAAGAAACCUUUCCCUAACCCCUCCACGUGUUGCUGCGCCACCCACAACAAUUGAACCCGAUAAACCAUUCCCCGAAACGGAAAGGAGCGAAAUUGAAGACGAGUUUGGCGAUGAGAGCUCGUCCUCGAAGUUCUCUUGGAGGGAUCACUGGUACCCAGUUUCGUUAAUUGAAGAUUUGAACCCUCGCCAUCCCACACCGUUUCAGCUUCUGGGUCGUGAAAUCGUGCUCUGGUAUGAUAACUCCAAAUCCCAAUGGGUUGCUUUCGACGAUAAAUGCCCACAUCGUCUUGCUCCCUUAUCUGAAGGAAGGAUCGAUGAAGGUGGAAACUUGCAGUGUUCUUACCAUGGAUGGUCUUUCGAUGGGUGUGGAUCCUGUGUUGUGAUCCCUCAAGCUUCAUCUGAAGGUCCAGAAGCACGUGCUGUUCGAUCUCCUAGAGCAUGUGCCACUAGGUUCCCUACCAUGGUGUCUCAGGGCUUGCUCUUUGUUUGGCCUGAUGAGAAUGGUUGGGAGAAAGCAAAUGCCUCCAAGCCUCCAUUGUUGCCUGAUGACUUUGAAAAGCCAGAGUUUGCCACGGUGAACAUUCAGCGUGAUCUGUUCUAUGGCUAUGAUACUCUCAUGGAGAAUGUAUCUGACCCUUCUCACAUUGAUUUUGCUCAUCACAAGGUUACAGGUAGGAGAGAUAGAGCCAAGCCUCUGCCAUUCAAGAUGGAUUCUCGUGGUUCAUGGGGCUUUGCAGGAGCUAAUGAAGGGAACCCACGGAUCAGUGCCAAAUUUGUUGCACCAUGUUAUUAUAUGAACAAAAUCGAGAUUGAUACCAAACUCCCAAUAGUUGGUGACCAGAAAUGGGUAAUAUGGAUAUGUUCCUUCAAUGUCCCCAUGGCACCUGGUAAGACUCGCUCCAUUGUUUGCAGUGCUCGAAACUUCUUCCAGUUCACAGUGCCAGGGCCUGCCUGGUGGCAAGUCGUUCCUAGAUGGCAUGAACAUUGGACUUCAAACAAGGUAUAUGAUGGAGACAUGAUUGUCCUCCAAGGUCAAGAGAAAAUCUUUCUUUCAGAAACAAAGGAUGGCGGUGACAUUAACAAAGAGUACACAAACAUCACCUUCACACCAACACAGGCAGAUCGCUUUGUCUUGGCAUUCCGUAAUUGGCUGAGGCGACACGGCAACGGCCAACCAGAAUGGUUUGGCAAGAGCAGCAACCAGCAGUUGCCAUCAACUGUUUUAUCAAAACGCGAGAUGUUGGAUAGAUUUGAACAGCACACACUCAAGUGUUCAUCAUGUAAAGGAGCGUAUGAGGGAUUCCAAACAUGGCAGAAGAUAAUGAUUGGUGCAACAGUUGUGUUUUGUGCAACAUCAGGGAUACCAUCAGAUACACAGCUGCGUAUACUUUUGGCUGGACUCGCAAUUGUCAGCGCAGCCUUAGCAUUUGCCUUAAAUCAACUCCAAAAGAAUUUUGUAUUCACCGAUUACGUGCAUGCCGAAAUAGAUUAAACACAUUACGACUAGUUUGUUAAUAGGGUUGUAGAAAAAUAGUACAUGUAUGUAUGUGUACAUGCAUAUAUUUUGAUCAAAAGUGUUCAUAUCUAUCUACGUGUGUUAUGACCAAAGGACAACGUAAAAACCCAAGGUUUAUUGAAAUUGAAUUG
Gastrolobium bilobum is the source of this 1981-nucleotide messenger RNA. RefSeq names its product pheophorbide a oxygenase, chloroplastic. NCBI's taxonomy places the organism in Eukaryota, Viridiplantae, Streptophyta, Magnoliopsida, Fabales, Fabaceae. The record is from RefSeq and is a predicted model, not a curated record. The coding region runs from base 189 to 1826 and encodes 545 amino acids. Gene Ontology annotation, cellular component: chloroplast thylakoid. The transcript has 7 exons. Gene Ontology annotation, molecular function: chlorophyllide a oxygenase activity; pheophorbide a oxygenase activity; 2 iron, 2 sulfur cluster binding.